Paraglomus brasilianum is the source of this 630-nucleotide messenger RNA. Lineage: Eukaryota; Fungi; Glomeromycota; Glomeromycetes; Paraglomerales; Paraglomeraceae. The record is from the annotation of a GenBank genome assembly.
AUGAUCUGGAUGAAGGUUGAGUUCGACAUAAUUAAAGGACCAAAAGGAUUGCAAGCAGCUCACGUAUCUGGACCCAAUGGGCGUUCGGUCAAAGGAGAUCCGAUCGCGCCAAGAAGGCCGUUUAGCACACUUCCAUUGACGCAGCAAUCGUAUCAUAUCUCGCCACCAUUUCCAUCACAGGCGUUUCCGGGACAGCAAGCGAAUUUAUAUAGUCAGUUUGCGCAAUACGGAUACAUUCCUGGAGGAAACAAUCAUGGGAGUGUCGGACCGGGGUAUGUCCAGCUAAUUGCGCCGUAUUGUAGAAACGGGCAUGGUGUUGUGAACAAAGGUAAUAGUGGUGGGAAUAAUGGGAAUGCGGGUGGCAAUACUGGGAACACAAGUGGGAAUGCUGGAAAAGGAAAUGGACAGGGUCAUGUUCAAGGAUAUGCGCAAACAGAAGACGCACACGGAAUUAUCACAUACAGAAUCUCUGCAAUCGAUCAGAAUAUGAAUGGAAUGGACAACAUAGGCAGAAUGAAUGGAAAGGGGACAAAUGGAAUUGGUCCAAUGAGCGUCAACGGGGAUUGUAUCAGCCCACGAGCCGAUACCCAGAAUUCAAUGAUUUUUGUUGCCCCCAAUUCGGGUUUCUGA